UUUUUUUUUAACUUCAUUUUUUUUUUUUCAAAAAUUGGGAUUUUUCUUUUUAAAAGCGUUUGACUUAAAGUCAAAAAAGAAGAAAGCUAAAUACGAGCCAGAAAUAUUAAGACAAUAUAAAAGAUCGUAAUUUUAUUUUAGUUUAUAAAGAAAAUGAAAAAGAAAACUAAAUGCUAAUAAAUUAGACAAGCAUUAAAAGAGCAAUUACUGAUCAUGGGGCAAACUCUUUCUGAACCGAUCGUUGAUAAAGUAACUCAUCAAGGGAAAAACAAAAAUUUAUCAUACGGUCUCUCAUGUAUGCAAGGAUGGAGACUUACAAUGGAAGAUGCACAUUGUGCUGAAUUAAACAUUGAUAAUACAAAUGCAAGUUUUUUUGGUGUUUAUGAUGGUCAUGGAGGUUCAACAAUUGCUCAACAUACUGGACAAACACUUCAUCGUCGCGUAAAAAAAGAUUAUUCAAACGCUUUAAUAGAUGCUUAUAUGAAACUAGAUGAUGAGUUGAUGAAAGAUCAAAACUUUUCCUAUGAUCCUUCAGGAUGUACAGCUGUCACUGCUUUAGUGACUCCUGAUCAAAAAUUUAUAUUUGUUGCUAACGCAGGUGAUUCGAGAGCAAUAAUUAGUACAGCAGGCAAAAGUAAACCUUUAUCUUAUGAUCACAAGCCUAUUGAUCCUACAGAAAGUCAACGUAUUGUUAAAGCUGGAGGCUUUGUUGAAUUUGGACGUGUCAAUGGUAAUCUUGCACUCUCGCGUGCUAUUGGCGACUUUGAGUUUAAACAAAAUAGUAAUCUAUCUCCAAAAGAACAAGCAGUUACUUGUUUUCCAGAUGUUAUUGAACACGCAAUUACUGAAGAAGACGAAUUUUUUGUUUUAGCAUGCGAUGGUAUUUGGGAUUGUAUGACAAAUCAACAAGUUGUAAAUUAUAUUCGACAACAACUCUCUCAAAAUAUAAGAUUAGAGGAAAUUUGUGAGCAAAUGAUGGAUCAUUGUCUUGCACCAGAUAGUGAUGGAGGAGCAGUUGGAUGUGAUAAUAUGUCUGUUAUAAUUGUUGCCAUUUUGAACGGUAAAACAGAAGAAGAAUGGUAUAGUUGGAUGGCAGAACGUACUACUCUUAAAAAGGAUGCUUUAGGAAAUGAUAUUAACCCUGUAGAAGAUGGUGAUACUACAACAGAAGAAGACAAUAUCACUAAGCCAUGAUAUUAAGAUAUUCAUUUUACAUGUAUAAAUAAAUUUGUUAAAAGUAGGAUUGUACAAUAA
Molecule: messenger RNA, 1254 nt
Organism: Cokeromyces recurvatus
Lineage: Eukaryota; Fungi; Mucoromycota; Mucoromycetes; Mucorales; Mucoraceae
Product: phosphatase 2C-like domain-containing protein
Exons: 7
Coding region: 214-1194 (326 amino acids)
Biological process (GO): protein dephosphorylation
Molecular function (GO): protein serine/threonine phosphatase activity; cation binding
Source: RefSeq, a predicted model, not a curated record